AACUCAUCAACCAUAGCCCAUCAACUAUAAAUCAUCAAUCAGAUCAAAACUCUUUCUAUACGAAAAUGCCUCUUCCCAUCACCCCAGCACAAGAAGCCACUAUCAGCCCUCAGGCUGUCGAAUUUCUCUCUGCGGCAGAGGGUAUCCCAAUAGAAGCCAUCCAAGCAGUAACCGUGACUCGCCAGGCGUUUCAUGCUGCGGAAGAGCCCGUGGAAGAAAGUCUCAUUGAGAAGUUCAAUCUCAAAACAGAGAAGAUCACCAUGGGUGGCAUUCCCGUCCUUAUUAUAGGCUCUUCCUCGCCAGAUCCCAAAUAUAAGGGGCGAGUUAUCUUCGACAUUCAUGGAGGAGGCUUCGUUAUGGGCACUGCUAGGGAGCGCACAGCCCUCAUGAUAGCUGGCGAACUUGGUUUGACAGUCUACUCUGUCGAUUAUGAUCUUUCUCCCGAGGUCAAAUAUCCCAUCGCCAUCGAACAAUGUCUCACUGUUUACCGUGAGAUGAUUGUCAAGUUUGGUGCCAAGAAUAUUGUCGGCCUGAGCAGCUCUGCUGGCGGCCAAAUCAUGCUCUCACUCAACGUGAGGGCGCAGCGGGAAGGUCUUGAACUGCCUGCUGCUCUAGCCUUUUACACUCCCAAUACUGAUCUCUCGGGUGUUGGUGACUCGAAUGUCUUUAAUGAUGGCCGUGACCUAGUCGAUAACAAUGUUCUUGUUGGAGCAAUGAGCACUCUAUACGCUGGCGGAGUGGAUCUAAAGGACGAGCUGAUAUCACCAAUCUAUGCUGAACUGAGCGGGCCUUUUCCACCUACAGUCAUCAACACUGGUACUAGGGACUUACUUUUGAGCCAGUGUGUGAGACUGUAUUGGAAGUUACGGGAGGCUGGGGGUAAAACGGAACUGCUCGUAUCUGAGGGUAUGUGGCACGGGUUCAACUGGGAAUUGGAGCUGCCUGAGGGAAUCCGCGCACGAAAGGCUGUAUACAGUUUCAUCAAGAACGUUUUGGAUGAAAUGUAAUCAUACAGUAACGAGGCAAACCUCUUUUGGUAAUUAGGCCAGAUAUUUUUAUUUCAUUAGUACCUUAUCUAUAAAUACUUUUCACUUCUCAAC
Molecule: messenger RNA, 1100 nt
Organism: Trichoderma harzianum CBS 226.95
Lineage: Eukaryota; Fungi; Ascomycota; Sordariomycetes; Hypocreales; Hypocreaceae
Exons: 1
Coding region: 66-1007 (313 amino acids)
Molecular function (GO): hydrolase activity
Source: RefSeq, a predicted model, not a curated record